Molecule: messenger RNA, 504 nt
Organism: Panicum hallii
Lineage: Eukaryota; Viridiplantae; Streptophyta; Magnoliopsida; Poales; Poaceae
Product: GDSL esterase/lipase At2g27360-like
Exons: 3
Coding region: 1-504 (167 amino acids)
Molecular function (GO): hydrolase activity, acting on ester bonds
Source: RefSeq, a predicted model, not a curated record
AUGCAUUGGAAGGACCCUUUCAGUUCAGAUAAAAACAGAGGGAACCCACCGACGGGGUGCCUGCCGGCCAUCCUCACCCUCCGGCGGAGCCCCGCCGCGGCCGACUACGACCGCGUCGGCUGCCUCCGCGGCGUCAACGACGUGGCCAGGCACCACAACGCGCUGCUCCGCGCGGCCGUGGGUGGCCUCAGGCUCAAGCACCCCCACGCCAGGAUCGUCUUCGCCGACUUCUACAGACCUGUCUACAGCAUCCUCGAGAACCCCAGUCACUUCGGAUUCGUCGGCGGCGUCCUGAAGGCGUGCUGCGGCGCCGGCGCCGGCACCUACUGCUGGAACGGCAGCGCCAUCUGCGGCAUGCCCGGGGUGGUGGCGUGCCGGGACCCGACGGCGUACGUGAGCUGGGACGGGGUGCACUUCACGGAGGCCGUGAGCCGCUACGUCGCUAAGGGGUGGCUCCACGGGCCCUACGCGGAUCCGCCGAUACUGAGUGCUGUUCCGCACUAG